This is a messenger RNA of Dicentrarchus labrax (European seabass), 2243 nucleotides long. RefSeq names its product NK2 homeobox 4a (gene nkx2.4a). The transcript is spliced from 2 exons. The record is from RefSeq and is a predicted model, not a curated record. NCBI's taxonomy places the organism in Eukaryota, Metazoa, Chordata, Actinopteri, Moronidae. Gene Ontology annotation, biological process: regulation of transcription by RNA polymerase II; cell differentiation. Gene Ontology annotation, cellular component: nucleus. Gene Ontology annotation, molecular function: RNA polymerase II cis-regulatory region sequence-specific DNA binding; DNA-binding transcription factor activity, RNA polymerase II-specific. The coding region runs from base 444 to 1502 and encodes 352 amino acids.
AAAGAGUGGAAUUCCCUACUGACGCAAAAUAGUCAUAUGUGGUCAGAUCAGCUGAUGUGCAGAACAUAAUGGAUUAUUCUCACCUGUAUAUAUAGAUGUCAGAAAGGAAAUAAUUGUAAAUAUGUGGCGUCCUUCUGUUCAUGUAUACAACUUAAUAUAAAGGAAAGGGUGUAUUUUCAUGAAUUAUUUCCCUAAAAUGUCAAUGACUAUUGUUUGCUGGUUUAGGAGUUUUGCUCCGCCCCCUGUGUUUGUCGUAAACCUGGCUCCUGGCUCCAAUAAACCCGGGCUAAGAGCGCCCUGGGCUCGCCUCCUUCUCCAAGGCGAUCAAUAGGAUCUCAGGCGCACUACAAGCACUCUCUUACGUAGACAUCCACCAAGGAGAGAGCCGAUACAACAACACGGUUGAUCUGCUCAAACACAAAAAUCUACCUGCUUUCCGAAUCAUGUCGUUGAGCCCAAAGCACACAACGCCUUUUUCAGUGACAGAUAUUUUGAGUCCAAUCGAGGAGACCUACAAGAAGUUUAGUGGCAUGGACGGCGCAGGGAACCUAACCUCUCCACUGGGAGCCUACCGACAACCUCAGGUGUCUCAGACCGGCAUGCAACAACACUCCAUGGGCCAUAAUGCCACCGUGGCCACCACUUACCACAUGCCGCACACCGUCUCCCAGUUCUCCCACAGCGCAAUGGGGGGAUACUGCAAUGGAAGCAUUGGCAACAUGGGAGACCUCCCGUCGUACCAGGAAAGCAUGCGGAAUAGUGCAGCAGCAACAGGGUGGUACAGCGCCAACCCUGAUCCAAGAUACUCUACAAUUUCUAGAUUCAUGGGACCUUCCACAGGUAUGAACAUGACCGGCAUGGGGGGUCUCACAGGAAUGGCGGACGCCACCAAAUCCAUGCCAGCUCUCCACGCAGCGCCCAGGAGGAAACGGCGCGUCCUGUUCUCGCAGGCUCAGGUUUAUGAGCUGGAGAGGAGGUUUAAGCAGCAGAAAUACCUGUCGGCGCCUGAGAGGGAGCACCUGGCCAGCAUGAUUCAUCUGACGCCGACCCAGGUGAAGAUCUGGUUUCAGAACCACCGGUACAAGAUGAAGCGCCAGGCCAAGGACAAGGCAGCGCAGCAGCUGCAGCAGCAGCAACAGGACGGUAACCUGUGCCAACAGCAGGCGCAAUCCCCGAGGCGCGUAGCCGUGCCAGUUCUGGUGAAGGACGGUAAACCGUGCCAGAACGGCUCUAACACGCCGACGCCGAACCAGCAACAGGUACAACAGAGCCAACAACAAAGUCAACAACAGAACGGGGCCGGAGUUGUGCUCGCAUCCACGACCAACAACCUCACCCAGCAUCAAAGCCAGCAGCAGGUGAACGCUUUGGAGCUGGAGGAGAUGUCGCCCAGCCCCCCCUCACUGCACAGCCAGCUCAACAUGGCCCAGAUAGACACAUCUGCUGUAGAUUACACCAGUAACAUGGUCAGCUCAAACCUCCUCUACGGCAGGACGUGGUAGGACUUAAUACAGUACUGUCACUUUCCACUUUUUCUAUGUGAACCUGCGGAUGAGCCCAUGCAACAGCAGAACGCACACAUAAAUAUAUAUGUGUGUGUGUGUGUGUUUUUAUGUAUAUGUAUAUAUAUGUUUAUAUACAUAUACACACAUGUUACACAUAUAUAUAUAUAUAUAUAUAUAUGAAGGCUGAAAAUGGGGCCCGUUGGUGUUAGAGGGGACAAGGCGCACAGAGGCGCACCAGCUGAUCAGGGCACAUUUUCUUGACAUCUCUGAGAGGGGAGUCUAUUUUUGAACAUUACAGAAAUGGCUGCCCUUGAAAGCAAUUAUGUCGUUUCUGGACCUUUUGUAAUCCAUGUUUUGGACCUUCCUCAUGAUGUUUUAAACGUAGUCUAUGUUGUUGAAACACAAAGGAAUGCUGCUUCACUUGAGUGCGGACUGUGGGGAAAGGUGGGAUCAGGUUUGAAGUACACUAAGCCACCACUCCUUAUUUGCGGUGAUAACCUGGUAUUUUAUCAUAUUAAUAUUGUAAACUAAUGUAUUCAUUUAGACUUAUUAAAUAAAGUAGGGACUUGUAUAUUUGGCUAACACACAAGAAUGCGUUUAACUGUAUAAUAAUCGUUAUUGCGUCCACUUUUAUGUUUUCUUUAUUCUUUUGUAAGUUAAAAAGGAACAAAUGCGUGAUGGCUGCUGUAUAUGUUUCAAAACCAAGUGAACGUUAACAAUAAAUAACUUGAAGUGUGA